CUUUUCAUUGGUUUCUCUUUUCUUUCCUUGCAAUAGCCAUGGUGCUUCUCUGGGAGUUUACAUCUUACAUUCUAUAGUUUUGGGAGUUGUUUUAAUUGCCUGGACUAUAACUGUGGAUCAUUGAGAGGAGGUUAUGCAGAUGUGCGGUGCAACACCUCACCCUAGGCAGCUGCAGAAAAACAUGGCAACCUUUCAGGACUGUUUGCCGAAGCUGACCUGCGCCCUUCUUCAGCUCACCUGAACUCAUCCUUCCUCCAUUCUGAGCACAGACCCAAUCAUCAACGUCACCACAGUCCAAAAUGUCUUCCCGCAGACGCCACUUCCACUCCUUUGAUGCUGUAGGAGGCGAAGGCACCCACAGGUCUUCUAUUCCUUUUAAGCGCCACAGCAUCCGCUUACCCAGAAUCCCCCAACAUGGCAUGGUGGCCCAUCAUGAACCCACAGCCGAAUGCUAUCUUUGCUCAGAGUGUAGACACGCCCAUGCCUUGGAAGCAGUAGAGACUCAGUUGUCACCUUUCUAUCACACUCACCCAUCAUGCCACCACCACCAUCCACACCACUAUGUUCUCAGUGGGCCGAGCAGGCCUGAAGAAACACCUCUGGACCACGAACGCCACAUUCAUCAUCACCGAUACAGUAAGAAGCUGGUGUUGGUGAAGAACAGCGACCCCUCAUUCAGAAAGACCAUCAUCUUGCACCGCAGGGGUCUACGCAGUUUGGGGCUUUUCUUAGAGGAGGUUUCCGAGCUCAUGCAGUACCACAUCAGGAAGCUGUACACUGUGGGCGGGCACAAGAUCGACAGCGUUCAGAGUCUUCUGCAGUGCCCCGGUGUUCUCGUCUGUGUCGGCCGGGAGCCUUCUCACCCAUCGAUUGUGGAGAACUUUCGGAAAACGUCCGAUGAUAAACUUCCAAAGCUGAGUGUGAGGUCACGCUCCGGUGGCUGCACUGAUGGACAUGAGAGUAGGAAAAACUCUUAAAGUGAUAAUUACAUUCUUACAAGUAGUGACU
This is a messenger RNA of Oreochromis niloticus (Nile tilapia), 1008 nucleotides long. Its product is annotated as retinitis pigmentosa 1-like 1 protein. Gene Ontology annotation, biological process: intracellular signal transduction; retina development in camera-type eye; photoreceptor cell development. The coding region runs from base 300 to 977 and encodes 225 amino acids. Gene Ontology annotation, cellular component: axoneme. NCBI's taxonomy places the organism in Eukaryota, Metazoa, Chordata, Actinopteri, Cichliformes, Cichlidae. The transcript is spliced from 3 exons. The record is from RefSeq and is a predicted model, not a curated record.